CAAUACAUCACAUAUUGUUUCGGUUUAUUCAGUUCCGAUUCGAAUUUCUCUUAACAGAGAUUAUUUCGGAAAACAUGUGUUAGGUGCUACCCGUAUACUAUUUCCACGCCCCCCUUAAUUACGAUUUGGCUAACCACUUUUCCCGUAUAUAUCUCUCGAUCGAGCACUAUCUUCAACACCUUCGUCUCCGUUGCAUCGAAACCAAAAAAAAGUUGCAAUGCAGCUCUCUUCUACCGCCACGCUCGCAUCCCACUCCUUCCAGUCCCAGCCUCUCCUCUCGCACUCCCUCAGCGACAACAAUGGCUUCACUGCCGGCGGCGGCGGCGGUGGCGGUGGCUGGCGGUCAUCGUUGGCCGGUCCACGGCAGCCGAAGCGGCUGCACUCCUACGACGACUUGGUGCUUGCCGCCCGUGACGGUGAAGGCAACGACGACGAUGGAGGGAUCGAGGCCUACUUCAACCGCUGCCAUUCGACGCCGGGGUACGUGAGCUUCGAGGACGUGAUCCACUCGGCGGAGUUCAAGGAGGACAUGUCCCGUCGGUCGUCGCCGGAGGCUUGCGUUAUCAGCGACCCGCUCGUGCGAUCGACGUCGCGGCUGUACGCGACGAGGGUUCAGCCGCGCCACCGGCGGAGAUCGCCGGGGCCGCUAGGAACCCGCCGCGGCGGUGCCAUGUAUCGGCUCAUCAAGAAGUACGUGCUCCCUUGCCUAGGGUUUGUCGCUGACAUCAUCCGCCGAACAGGUUGAUCAAGUCGUGGCACACCACCUCGAUCAUCAUCGGUGAGCCAUUGACAGACAGAUCAGAUCAGUCAAAAAUAACAGAUCAGCCAAAUAUUCUUUGAUAGAUUCGCAUAGGAGAUCUAUAAAUAGCGCUAGCUAUCUCGCAUGCGAAAUCUACUAGUAGUUAGUUAACAGCCUUGUGGUGUCUCAUGCAAAAGAAUUUAUUUUAAUCCGUCAAUGGUUUUUUUUUUCCGGGAACACAUGAUGUAUUAUUUGGUUUAUUUCCAUCUUGUAUUCGUGACAAUGCAAAUGUGAUUUAUGGAGUGGCAAAUCACAAAUUGCUCUAACCUAGCCCACCUUUUGAUAGGACUAAUUCAUAACAUGAACCCUGGCUCAAGCCUGAAAGAUCAGUUCAUAGCAUGAUGAAUAUUCAUGAUACUACAUUGAAUAUUGAUAGGUUAAAGGAGAUGGGCACU
Molecule: messenger RNA, 1194 nt
Organism: Oryza brachyantha (malo sina)
Lineage: Eukaryota; Viridiplantae; Streptophyta; Magnoliopsida; Poales; Poaceae
Exons: 1
Coding region: 218-745 (175 amino acids)
Source: RefSeq, a predicted model, not a curated record